Messenger RNA from Malassezia globosa CBS 7966, 6903 nucleotides. RefSeq lists its product as uncharacterized. The transcript has a single exon. Gene Ontology annotation, biological process: TOR signaling; negative regulation of macroautophagy; protein phosphorylation. Bases 1 to 6903 code for a protein of 2300 amino acids. The record is from RefSeq and is a predicted model, not a curated record. Gene Ontology annotation, cellular component: TORC1 complex; nucleus; TORC2 complex. Gene Ontology annotation, molecular function: protein binding; protein serine/threonine kinase activity; protein-containing complex binding. NCBI's taxonomy places the organism in Eukaryota, Fungi, Basidiomycota, Malasseziomycetes, Malasseziales, Malasseziaceae.
AUGCUGUCGGAGCUGAAGGGAGAGCGGCUCCAGGCGUUUUCGAAUGAGCUGAACCGGCGCGUCAUAGAGCUCACACACAGCGCACAAACGGCAAGCAAGCUGGGUGGCAUUACGGCGAUUGACAACUUUAUUGGGCUCGAAAGCGAGGAUAAUAGUGCGCGUCUGUAUCGCUUCUACCAAUAUUUGAAGCCGAACUUGCCUUGCUCUGAUCCGCAAGUCAUGUUUGCUGCAGCGCGUGUGUUGGGCCGUGUGUCAAAGCAUGGAGGACACUCUCUGGGAGACCAAUUUGUGGAAUUUGAGAUGCAGCGUGCACUGGACUUUCUGCAGGGUGAAAGGAAUGAGAACGGACGGUACGCAGCCGUAUUGAUCAUCAAGGAAAUGGCACGGAAUGUGCCCUACCUGUUCCACACGUACGUGGGGCGCGUCAUGGACCAUAUUUGGGUCGCACUGCGGGAUGCGAAAGUAGCGGUGCGAGAGGCGGCGGCCGAGGCACUGGGUGCGUGCUUCCAGAUCAUCUCAGACCGCGAGAAACAGAUGGGCACACAGGCGUACGAGCUCGUAUACGACGACGCCGAACAAGGGCUGCGCGAUACCGCGGUCGAAGUGAUCCACGGGAGUCUGCUGGCGAUUUUGAAGUUACUGCGAUACUCGAAGAUGUUUAUGAAGACGCGUCUGCAUCGCACAUGUGAGCUGAUUCUGCGACUUCACCGGCAUCGUGAUCCUCUUGUCAAACGCACGGUGACGAACCUGAUUCCCGUGCUGGCCGCGUACGAUCCGCCUUACUAUGCCCAAGAGUAUCUGGGACCUGUGAUGACGACGCUCAUUGACCAACUGCGGCGCGAGCGAGAUCGGUCUACGAAGGAGGCAUGGGGCGAUACGCUCGAAGCGAUUGGACUCGUGUCCAUGGCGAUGGGCGACCGGAUGCAGCCGUACGUCGAUUCGAUUAUGCAGUGUGUGCGUGAGAGUUUGCUGCUUCGGGGUAAGAAGAAUAUGCCGCCAGAGGGACCGGUAUUUUUUUGCUUGGGGCAUGUGGCGCUGGCUGUCGGCACACGCAUUGAGCGGGAUGUACACGACAUGCUCGAUAUGAUGUUUGCAUGUGGCCUGAGUACCGCGCUAGUGUCGGCGCUGGAGAAGAUUGUCCAUGCGAUUCCGGCGCUGCUGCCGAUUGUGCAGGAGCGGCUCCUGAUGAUGCUGUCGUACAUUCUCAUAGGCGUGCCGUACCGGCCGCUUGGUGCGCCACUUCCCCGGCACGGUGGCCGGCCGCCGCCUGUGCUGCAUGUGUCGCCGGAUGCAAAGACGAUCGAGACCCUGACGAUUGCGCUGCAGACGCUCGGCAGCUUUGAUUUUAGUGGACACAUACUGAACGAGUUCGUCCGCAACUGCACGCUGCCGUACCUGGAGCUGGAUGCGAAGGACGUACGCAAGGCGGCAGCUAUGACGUGUGCCCACAUGUAUGUGAAUGAUCCGAUCUGCUACCAGACGUCGAUGCACGCGAUCGAGGUGUUUAAUGACGUGCUAGACAAGCUCAUUAUGGUGGGAAUUGCAGAUCCAGAUGCAGAGCUGCGCUUCACGGUGCUGAGUGCACUGGACGAGCACUUUGAUCGGCACCUCGCACAGACAGAGUACAUCCGAGCGAUCUUCAUUGCGUUGAACGAUGAGGAGUUUGCCGUGCGAGAGGUCGCGAUCAACAUUUUGGGCCGCUUGGCCAAGUACAACCCAGCGUAUGUGAUGCCGUCACUUCGCAAGGUGCUGAUCCAGCUGCUGACGGGACUGGAGUAUGCGACCGUCACACGACACAAGGAGGAGGCGGCGAAGCUGCUGACGGGGGUCGUGCGUGCGCUGCAAGGGCUUGUGAAGAGCUAUGCGCUAACGAUCCUGCAGGUGCUGCUCCCAAAGGCGAACGAUGCACAUGCGGGUGUUGCAGCCCGCGUGACAGAGUGCCUGGGCGAGCUGGCCCGAGUGGCUGGCGAAGAGCUGGCGCCGCUCGUCGAUGAGCUGGUAUCGCUGAUGGUGUCACAGCUGUCGAGUGGCUCCGUGCAUGCAUCGGUCGCGAAGCGGGACGCGGCGCUCAAGACGCUGGGUCGUCUGGCGUCGAACACGAGCCACGUAGCCAAUCCGUACCUGCAGUACCCGCGACUGCUGGGGGCGUUGGUCAAGAUCCUCAAGACGGAGCAGGCGGCGCCUGUGCGACGCGAGACGAUCCGCGUCCUGGGCAUACUGGGUGCGCUGGAUCCGUACCGGCACAAGCUGCUCGAGAGCACGAUGGACCCGGUCGUGACCGCAGGCGGCUCACAGACCGACUUGUUCGAGCUUGCGACGCUCAUCGGGACGUCGACGGACGAGUACUACCAGAAUGUGGCGAUCGAGGCGCUCAUUGCCAUCCUGCGCGACCCGACGCUGUCUGUACACCACCAUGCGGUGAUCGAGGCUAUCAUGUACAUGUUCAAGACGCAGGGUCUCAAGUGCGUGGCGUUUCUGCCUCAGAUUGUGCCGGCAUUCCUGGGCGUUAUCCGCACAUGCGCCGGCGGCGGCCUGAGCGAGUUCUACUACCAGCAGCUUGCGAUCCUGAUCACCAUCAUCAAACAGCACGUGCGCAACUACCUGCGUGACAUUUUUGCGCUUGUGCAGGCGGACUGGAACCCGAAUUCGUCGAUCCAGCUCACGAUUGUCGCGCUGAUGGAGGCAGUCGCACGGGCCCUCGAGGGCGAGUUCAAGGCGUACCUGCCGCUGCUGCUGCCGAACCUGCUGCAGACGCUCGAGGGCGAAAUCACACCGAAACGCAUGCCGACGCUUUUACGCAUGCUGCAGGCCUUCUAUGUGUUUGGCGCGAACCUGGAGGAGUAUAUGCACCUUGUGCUCCCUGUGCUGGUCGGUCUCUUUGAGCGCGCGGAUGCGCCGAUGGUGCUGCGCCGUGCAGCGAUCGUCACUGUGGGCCAGCUGUCGCGCAAGGUGAACUUUGCGGACCAUGCAUCGCGCAUCAUCCAUCCGCUCGUGCGCGUGCUACAGAGCGGUGUCGCAGAGCUGCGGGUACCGACGCUCGAUACGCUCACGGCGCUCGUGUUCUUGAUGGGCCCUGUGUACAUGCCGUUUGUCGUCGUGGUGAACAAGGCGAUCGUGCAGCAGCGGAUCCAGCAUCCGCGCUACCAGCAGGUGGUCGCGAAGCUCCUGCGCAGUGAGCCGCUCCCGCUCGAGCUGCUCCCGCCCGAUACGCUUGCCCUGGACAAGGCGGACGAGGCGCCCCAUGCGGAGGCGUCCAAAAUGGCGGUGAACCAACUCCACCUGAAAGCUGCCUGGGACACAUCACGUGUCUCGACCGCCCAGGACUGGCGCGAGUGGCUCCGGCGCGUCGCGGUGGAAAUGCUGCGUGAGUCGCCGUCGCACGCGCUGCGUGCGUGCCGGAGCCUCGCGGAAGUAUAUCACCCACUGGCGCUCGAGCUGUUCAAUGCCGCAUUUGUGUCGUGCUGGGUCGAGCUGUACGACACAUACCAGGAGAGCCUUGUACAUGCGAUCGAGACCGCCCUCGAUGCCUACGAGAUCCCCGACCAGGUUGUGCACAUCCUCCUACACCUGGCCGAGUUCAUGGAACACGACGACAAGGCGCUGCCAAUCAGCAUUCGGCUGCUGGGUGACCGCGCGUACAAGUUCCAUGCGUACGCCAAAGCCCUGCACUACAAGGAGGCCGAGUUCAUGGCCGAGCCGACGCCGCAGAUCGUCGAGCUGCUCAUCGACAUCAACACCAAGCUGCAGCAGGGUGACGCGGCGUUCGGUGCGCUCACGUAUGCGCGCGAGCACAUGGACAUCACGCAUCACGAGGAAUGGUACGAAAAGCUGCACCGCUGGGAAGAGGCGCUGGCAGCGUACGAGCGACGUGCACUCGAGCAGCCGGAUGCGCAAGAGAUUGUAUUCGGCAAGAUGCGCUGCCUGCAUGCGCUGGGUGAGUGGGAGCACCUGACCGAGCUCGUGCAAGCCAAGUGGCCGACAGCGGGGCCCGACGGCCGGCGCCAAAUGGCGCCCUUGGCGACCGCAGCUGCAUGGUCGUUUGGCCAAUGGGACAUUAUGGAUGAAUUCAUCGCAGCGAUGCGCCCCGAGUCGUCGGAGCGCUCGUUCUACCGCGCGGUGCUGGCUGUGCACCACUCGCAGCGGCACCAGACGAAGCGGCUGAUUGCGCGUGCGCGCGACGCGCUGGACACGGAGCUGACGGCCCUGAUCAGCGAGAGCUACGGACGCGCGUACGACCUUAUGGUGCGCACACAGAUGCUAUCCGAGCUGGAAGAGGCUCUAGCCUACAAACUGGACUAUGCGGAGCAGCCCGACCGCCAGGCAACGAUGCGGACGAUCUGGAUGAAGCGGCUGCAGGGCUGUGAGCUAGAUGUGGAGGUCUGGCAACGCAUCCUGAGUGUUCGGAGCAUUGUGUUGACGCCCGCCGACGACAUGGACACAUGGAUCAAGUUUGCGAACUUGUGCCGCAAGUCGGGACGCAUGGUGCUCGCAGAAAAGACGCUCAACUCGCUCCUUGGGCCCGAGGUGCAUGCGCUGGACUCGCCGCUCGCCGGGCCGAAAGCGCCGCCCGCCGUGAUCUACUCGCACCUCAAGUUCAUGUGGGCAUGCGGUGCCAGAGCCGAGAGCCUGUGCUACCUGCGCGACUUUACGAUGAACCUGGCCGAAGACUUGGGCAUGGCCUCCGUUGACAAGCAGGACAACCUCGUCCUGCCAGACAUCCGCGCCUCGCCGCGCCUCGCUGAGUUCGCCAAGCUGCUCGCUCGCUGCUUCUUCAAGCUCGGCGAAUGGCAGGUCGCGAUGAACGAGGAGUGGGUCGUCGACGACAACUAUGACGUCAUCCGCUCGUACAAGCGCUCCACGGAGCUCGACCGCGACUGGUACAAGGCAUGGCAUGCAUGGGCGCUCGCGAACUUUGACGUCAUCACGCACCACGAGCGCCAUGGCGUCGCGAUUCCCUUCCACGAAGUCGCUGCGAGCAUCGUGCCCAGUGUGCAUGGCUUCUUCCGCUCCAUCUCACUCGCGAGCGGCAACUCCCUCCAAGACACGCUCCGCUUGCUCACCCUCUGGUUCAAGUUUGGUCAUCUCGAGCAUGUCGCUGAUGCCGUGCGUCAGGGUUUCAGCACCGUCACCGUGGACACGUGGCUCGAGGUCAUCCCUCAGAUGAUCGCUCGCAUCAGUGCUCCGUCGCCGCGGGUGCGGCGCCUCAUCCACCACCUGCUCUCCGACGUCGGCACAGCGCAUCCACAGGCCCUCGUGUAUCCGCUAACGGUCGCGACCAAGUCGCCGUCGCCUGUGCGCAUGCAUGCCGCUAUGGGCAUCAUGGACACGAUGCGUGAGCACAGUCCCGUACUUGUGGAGCAAGCGCUGCUGGUCAGCAACGAGCUCAUCCGCAUCGCGAUCCUCUGGCAUGAGAUGUGGCACGAGGGACUCGAAGAAGCGUCGCGUCUCUACUUUACCGAGCAUAAUAUCGAGGGCAUGUUUGCGACGCUGGGGCCACUGCACGAUCUGCUUGAGCGCGGGCCCGAGACGCUGCGUGAGACAUCGUUCGCUCAGACCCACGGACGCGAUCUGAACGAGGCACGCGAGUACGUCCGGCGGUACCGGCAGUACGGCGAGAUCAACGACUUAAACCAGGCCUGGGAUCUGUACUACCACGUGUUCAAGCGCAUCACCAAGCAGCUGCCUGCGUCCAACUCCGUGCAGCUGGCUCUCCAGUAUGUAUCGCCCAAGCUGCUUGCCAUGCGCGACUUGGAGCUCGCCGUGCCCGGCACGUACGUGAGUGGCCAGCCGAUCGUUCGCAUCACACAGUUCGAGCCUGUCGUGCUGGUCAUCUCGUCGAAGCAGCGGCCGCGCCGGCUCAAGAUCCGCGGCAGCGACGGGCGCACGUACCAGUACUUGCUCAAGGGCCACGAGGACAUGCGGCAGGACGAGCGCGUAAUGCAGCUGUUUGGCCUCGUCAACACGCUCCUGUCCAUCGACACCGAGUCGUACAAGCGGCGCCUCAACCUCCGCCGCUUCCCCGUGAUCCCGCUCUCGCCCAACACCGGCAUGCUUGGCUGGGUCGCCAACAGUGAUACCCUGCACAUCCUGAUCAAAGAAUACCGCGAGCAGCACAAGAUCCUGCUGAACAUCGAGCACCGCCUCAUGCUCCAGAUGGCCCCUGACUACGACAACCUCACCGUACUGCAAAAAGUCGAGGUGUUCGAGUAUGCGCUCGACAACACGCCUGGCCAGGACCUGUACCGCGUGCUAUGGCUCAAAUCCCGCUCAUCCGAGGCCUGGCUCGAGCGCCGCACCGCUUACAUGCGCACAUUGGCAACGUCGUCUGUCGCUGGCUACAUCCUCGGUCUUGGCGAUCGACACCCAUCGAACCUGCUCCUCGACCGUCAGACCGGCGAGAUCAUCCACAUCGACUUUGGCGACUGCUUCGAAAUCGCAUGUCACCGCCCCAAGUUCCCAGAGAAGGUGCCGUUCCGUCUCACACGCAUGCUCAUCAAGGCCAUGGAGGUCGGCGGCAUCCAAGGCACCUUCAAAGUCACCGCAGAAAACACCAUGCGUGUCCUGCGCGACAAUCGCGAGAGUGUGCUCGCCUUGCUCGAGGCAUUUGUCCACGAUCCCUUGAUCUCCUGGCGUCUCGUGACCGACUCGGAUGCCGAACAGCGAGCGCCCGAUGCGCACGAACACGAGCAUGAGGUCGCCGGCGAAAUUCGCGGCGUCGAAGGCGAGGCUCGUAAUCAGCGUGCUCUUGAAGUCGUCCGUCGCAUUCAGAACAAACUCACGGGUCGCGACUUUCAUCCCAACAUAUCUUUGUCGGUGCCCGAGCAGAUCGAGCGACUGAUCCAGGAUGCCACGUCCAUCGAGAACUUGUGUGUGGCCUUCAUUGGCUGGUGCGCAUUCUGGUAA